This is a messenger RNA of Cornus florida, 870 nucleotides long. Its product is annotated as methyl jasmonate esterase 1-like. The coding region runs from base 1 to 870 and encodes 289 amino acids. The transcript has 3 exons. NCBI's taxonomy places the organism in Eukaryota, Viridiplantae, Streptophyta, Magnoliopsida, Cornales, Cornaceae. The record is from RefSeq and is a predicted model, not a curated record. Gene Ontology annotation, biological process: salicylic acid metabolic process; jasmonic acid metabolic process. Gene Ontology annotation, molecular function: methyl jasmonate esterase activity; methyl indole-3-acetate esterase activity; methyl salicylate esterase activity.
AUGGCUUCAAUUCCAUUCUUCGUCUUCCUAGUUGCAGUAUUCUUGCUCAACCCAGCAUGCAUUUUAGACGGCCAUGCUGGGGCGAUUGGGCCGGAACAAGAACGGGAGAGUACUAGAAAGCACUUUGUCCUAGUUCAUGGUGCUAACCUUGGAGCAUGGUCCUGGUACAAGCUCAUCACCCUGCUCAAAUCCGACGGUCACCGUGUCACAGCCUUCGACCUUGCCGGAAAUGGAAGGAACCCAAGGCGGCUGGAUGAGGUGGCCUCCUUUUUUGAGUACGUGCAGCCAUUGACCGACUUCAUGGCUUCCCUGCCUGAUGGGGAGACGGUGGUCCUAGUUGGUCACAGUUAUGGUGGCAUUUGCAUUUCUCUAGCCAUGGAGAACUUCCCCAAGAAAAUCUCGGUUGCAGUUUUCGUCACCGCCUUCAUGCCGAAUUAUACCAAUCCACUAGCUACCGUUUUAGAAACAUAUUUCAACGCGACUUCGUCAGACACUUUCUUGGAUAGCAUAGUUGUAUAUGAUUCGAAUAAUCAGGUACUCUUUGGUCCAGAAUGCACUGAAACUAAGCUUUAUAAUGAUUCCCCAACAGAGGACGUUGAAUUAACUAAAACGUUACUGAGGCCAACCGGGCUUUACAUGGAUGACUUGAGCGAGCCUCUGCUGACACAGAAUAAUUUCGGGUCGGUCACUCGAGUUUUUAUAAUAGCUGAAGAUGAUCAAAUCCUGCCAGUGGAUUAUCAGAAAUAUAUGAUUGAAAAUAGUCCACCUAAAGAAGUGAAGUCCAUAAAUGGAUCCGACCAUAUGGUCAUGAGUUCAAAACCCGACGAGCUUUACCUUACUUUGCAGGAGAUUGCUGAUAAAUAUAAUUGA